AUGGCGCUCCCCACCGUCCACGCCCUCGAAAGCUGCGCCGACUUCUCAACCGCCGUGCAGCCCUUCCUCCCACAGCUCUACGACCUCCCCCACCAGCUACUCGACAUCGCCACGGGCCAUAGCGGACGGAGUCUCCUCCAGCUCUACGCCGAGACCAACCCGCUCAUAUCCGGGUUUGCGGCAUCUGUGGCGCUGGGCGCCGUGUUUCUAGUCUUGGCUGAGAUCAACCGCAACUACUCGCAGGUUGACCGCGCGUGGAGCGUGCUGCCGACGGUGUACAUCGCGCACUUUGCGGCGUGGGCACGGUUGACGGGUGUUCCGCAUCAGAGGGUGGAUGCGGCGUUGUUGUUUAGUGCGAUUUGGAGUGCUCGUCUCAGCUUCAACUACUGGAGAAAGGGGGGUUAUGGGAUUGGGCAUGAGGACUACAGAUGGGAAAUCAUCCGCCAGUACAUCCCCAAGUUCGCGUUCCACGUCUUCAAUUGGACGUUCAUCUCGUUCAUCCAGAGCAUCUUGCUCUUCCUGAUCGCGGCCCCCGUGUACACCAUCCUGCUGGCGUCCACGAUCGAACCGGACCUUACGAGCGCCGACAUCGCCUCUGUGGCCAUCGAGCUAGCUCUCAUCCUCACCGAGUACAUCGCUGACGAACAGCAGUGGGGUAAGCAUGCAUAUUUAUAUCACUCACCUUCACCUCCCCGCGAAAUACCGCAUCACGCAACCAUCCACCCACUCACCCACACAUCCACAUCAAGCAAGCAAAGCACUAAUAAUCCCGCAGUCUACCAAUCCGCAAAGAAGCAGUACCGCGAGACCAACAAAGUCACGCGCGGCUUCCAACAAGCCGACCUCGACCGCGGUUUCAUCACCACAGGACUCUGGGGCCACAGCCGGCACCCCAAUUUCGCCGCCGAGCAGUCCAUCUGGUUCGUGCUCUACCAAUGGAGCUGCUACGCCACCAAGACGCUGUACCACUGGACCGGCGCCGGGCCGGCAUUUCUCGUGCUGCUCUUCCAGGGCUCGACCUGGCUCACGGAGCUGAUUACUGCGGGGAAAUACCCGCAGUAUGCUGACUACCAGCGCCAGGUUGGGGCUUUUGCGCCGUGGGGGUUUAAGGCGUACGAUGCGUCGUCGGCAUCGAAGUCGUUGGCGUCGUCGCCGAAGGUGAUUCGGACGAGUGAGCUGGCGAAGAAGGCGCAGGAGAAGGAGACGAAGAAGCAGAAGUGA
Molecule: messenger RNA, 1221 nt
Organism: Dichotomopilus funicola
Lineage: Eukaryota; Fungi; Ascomycota; Sordariomycetes; Sordariales; Chaetomiaceae
Exons: 3
Coding region: 1-1221 (406 amino acids)
Cellular component (GO): membrane
Source: RefSeq, a predicted model, not a curated record